This is a messenger RNA of Odobenus rosmarus divergens (Pacific walrus), 705 nucleotides long. RefSeq names its product phospholipase A2, group IIC (gene PLA2G2C). Gene Ontology annotation, biological process: arachidonate secretion; lipid catabolic process; positive regulation of fibroblast proliferation. The record is from RefSeq and is a predicted model, not a curated record. Gene Ontology annotation, molecular function: signaling receptor binding; phospholipid binding; calcium ion binding. Lineage: Eukaryota; Metazoa; Chordata; Mammalia; Carnivora; Odobenidae.
AUGGUCCGGCGGUUUCCCAGGCCCCUCGGCUUCCGCGGAGCCCGGGAGCUGUCCCAUUCCGGCAACGGUGAGCUGGGCCGGGCUGGCUUUGCCCCGGGAGUGGCCGCUUCUCCCCGGGCCCCGUCCUGUCCCCUGGGGGAGCCACCGGGGCCGAGGCCGGGGAGCCCCCGCCGCGUCGCCAGGCGGCGGGGCGCGCUCACCUCGGCCGCUGCUCCAUCCGCCGCCGGCGCCCGGCUCCGUCCCGCUGGAAUGAAGGCCUUUGGGGUUCUCGUGGUCUUUGCCUCCUGCCUGGUGGCUCCUGCCCACAGCAGCGUCUGACAGUUUCAGAAGAAGGUCAAACACAUCACAGGGCGGAGCGCCUUCUUCUCGUAUUAUGGAUACGGCUGCUACUGUGGCCUUGGGGGCAAAGGCACCCCCGUGGAUGACACUGACAGAUGCUGCCUGACGCAUGAUUGCUGCUACGGGAAGCUAAAGCAGCCCGGCUGCCAGCCCAUGCUGAAUAGCUACCGAUUCCACAGCGCCAGUGGGACCGUGGUCUGUCAGUGUGCCCUCGGCCCCGGUGUCAGCUGUCUCUGCAGGCUGUGGGCAUGUGAGUGUGACAGGCAGCCUGCAUACUGCUUCAUAGAGCUGCCCACCUACGAGAAAAACUUCAAGCAGUUCUUCUCUAGCCAGCCCCGCUGUGGCAAGCGGAAGCUCCAGUGCUAG